AUGGAGUGUAUUUGGUUAGUUGCAGUAUUAGCACUAGCAUUAUCUCUCCGCUUCCUAAAUAAUCAAUGGCAGAGAAAGAAGAAAAUAAUGUUACAUCUUCCACCAGCGCCGAAGGGGCUUCCGAUAAUAGGCCACAUCCAUUUAUUAGGCAAAAAUCCCCACCAAGAUUUCCGCCGCCUUGCUCAACAACACGGCGAGAUCAUGCACAUGCGCCUCGGCUCUCUCCCGAUCGUCGUCGUGUCGUCCCCGGCCGCUGCCAAGCUAGUGCUAAAGACGCACGACGCCGUUUUGUCCGACAGGCCUCACUACCUCUCGACCACGCGCCUCACGUACGGCCACAGGGACGUGAUAUGUGCUCCCUGCGGCCCGUACUGGCGCAACAUGCGGAAGCUAUGCACGCUCGAGCUGCUGAGCGGGCCCAAGGUCGAGGAGUUUCAGCCGAUGAGGCGGGCCGAGCUGGGGAUGGCGGUGGAGGGGAUCCGCCGGGCGGCCGAGGGGAGGGAGGUUGUGGAUGUUAGUGCUAGAGUGGGGGAGCUUGUUGGGGAUAUGAAUUGUUUGAUGGUUUUUGGGAGGAAGUUUGUGGAUAGGGAUUUGGACAAGGAGUUGGGGUUUAAGGAUGUUAUCGAUGAGACCACACGUGUGGCUGCGCAGCCUAAUCCCGGGGACUAUUUCCCGUCCGUGGCGGCGCUUGAUCUUCUGGGGCUCAACCGCCGCAUGGAGAAGCUUAGCGCGACGUUUGAUGGCUUUCUCGACGCCAUCAUUGAUGAUCAUGUCACGAAAAAGGAGGAGAAGGAGAAGAAGAGCCGUGAUUUUGUUGAUGUUAUGAUGGCAAUUAUGGAUUCCGGUGGUGCCGGGUUUGACUUUGACCGUCGUCACGUGAAGGCUGUGCUUUUGGAUAUGUUGAUUGGAGGGAUUGAUACAACAUCAACAACUAUAGAUUGGAUAAUGACGGAGUUGAUAAAGAAUCCAACAGUGAUGAAGAAGCUACAGAAAGAAAUCGAGGAGGUUGUGGGGUUGGAUCAAAUGGUGGACAAAUCACAACUUUCUAGUCUCAAGUACCUUGAGUGUGUGGUGAAGGAGUCAUUGAGGCUCCACCCUGUGGCACCGCUACUAUCGCACGCCGCCCAAGAGGACUGCGAGCUCAUGGGUUACAACAUACCUAGUAAAACACACGUAUUUGUGAAUGUAUGGGCCAUUGGAAGAGAUCCCCAAGUCUGGCCUGACCCGGAAACAUUUUUUCCCGAAAGGUUUCUAGGGACUAAUGUGGACCUUCGAGGCCGAGAAUUUAAUCUUUUGCCAUUUGGUUUUGGUCGACGAAGUUGCCCAGGGUUGCAAUUAGGAUUGAUGAUAGUUCAAUCUGUGGUGGCACAGUUGGUUCAUUGCUUUGAUUGGGAGCUUCCCGAUGAAAUGUUGCCUGAUCAGUUAGAUAUGUCUGAAAAAUAUGGCAUGGUGGUCACUAGGGCUAAACAUCUUAUGGCAAUUCCAACAUACAGAUUGAGUAAAAUAAUUUAA
Molecule: messenger RNA, 1512 nt
Organism: Salvia splendens (bonfire salvia)
Lineage: Eukaryota; Viridiplantae; Streptophyta; Magnoliopsida; Lamiales; Lamiaceae
Product: cytochrome P450 71AU50-like
Exons: 2
Coding region: 1-1512 (503 amino acids)
Molecular function (GO): iron ion binding; monooxygenase activity; heme binding
Source: RefSeq, a predicted model, not a curated record